Dreissena polymorpha is the source of this 2219-nucleotide messenger RNA. RefSeq lists its product as uncharacterized. NCBI's taxonomy places the organism in Eukaryota, Metazoa, Mollusca, Bivalvia, Myida, Dreissenidae. The coding region runs from base 61 to 2172 and encodes 703 amino acids. The record is from RefSeq and is a predicted model, not a curated record. The transcript is spliced from 9 exons.
GUGUUCAAAGCCGGUAUGGAACGGACCUUCUUAUCAAUGACAUAAUUUUAAUUAAACGAAAUGAUAGAUACCAGCGGACACAUGACGCUAAUUGCGACCAAAAUGUCAUCACUGUUACUUGGUUUGACGGCUUUGCUAUUGAUAAUACCUGUUGACUUGGCAAACGCGACUGGUUAUCAGUUUAUGUUCGGAAUCCCACAGACGUUUAGAAAUUCGGAUAAUGUGACGCUGUAUAUUUCAAGCAAAUAUGCCACAAAUGUCUUUGUCAAUGCGCCGAGCAUUGGUUUUACACAAACAAUCAAAACCAUUGCGAGUGAAUCCACUCCAAUAAGAAUUCCCAGCAACAUUGUAGCAACAGCCGUAGGUACUUCUAGCCAACUCGUAUACAUUGAGGCCGAUAAUCCGAUAUCUGUGAACGUCAUGGUAAGGGAUACGAGCACGUCAGACGGAUUUCACGUAGGUCCAUUGUCUGUGAUCUGUACCGAAUUUUUUGUGUCAUCAUACGACCCUAUUACUAACAGCCAGUUCCUUCUUGCAACAAAAGAAGACGAUACCCGUGUAGAGAUAUCUUUUAAAACAAACGCUGGAUCAAUUGCAAUUGACGGACGCCGUUAUAGCGAUGGACAAACAUACUCUAUCACGCUGAACAGAAUGCAAACGCUCAUGAUUCAACACACCCAAGACCUUACCGGAACACAUAUUGUGAGCUCUAAACCAAUAUCAGUCGUAUCUGGAAAUCAGUGUGCGAAUGUGCCUAAAGGUGUAGCUGCCUGUGACUUCAUGAUAGAGAUGUUGCUUCCAGUUCAGCUGUGGCAAAAUGAAUACGUAUGUGCUGCUUUAAAAACAAGAAGAAAUAACCGACUGCGUGUUUUAUCAUCUUCAAAUGGAAAUCUGGUUCAUAUUGGAACUAUAAAUAAAACACUGAAUAAAGGAGAAUAUUUUGAAUACGUAAGUUCUGAAAAUGCACUUACAAGAAUAAUGGGGACAUCUGCAAUUUCCGUUAUGCAAUAUGCGGAGAGCACAGACGCAGAUCAUCAAACUGGCGACCCAAGCAUGAUAACUGUCCCUUCUCUCAUUGGCCAAGAUUCAGAAUAUUUCUAUGAGACGCCCACAUCUCUGGCCCGCCAUUAUUGUUCCAUAACUAUUCCCUCCGACAAAGUUGCGGGACUUUACAUCGAUAGCAGCGCUGUCAGCACCUCUGAUGAACUACGGGCUUCAACAACACAAAAUGGAGCGCUGAGCUUAAUACGACUUGCCGUUACUGCUGGCAAACAUCGUAUAUGGCACACAGAUCCAAGUGUUAAAUUCAGUGUAAUUGUCUACGGUUUCGAUAAUUCCGAAUCAUACGGUUAUCCACUAGAUCUCAUAGCAUACGUACCGUCACUAAAGGAAGUCAUUAAAUCGUCUUGCACAACAACUGCAUGGCAUGUAGACAUAGAUAUGGAAAAGCUGAGAUUACGAAACCCUGGCUCAGUUGCUACUGACAUCUACUUUGGAGACAACUCGUGUUCUGGGCAAGAGAUUGGAAACCACUUGAUUUUCGACCAAGACAUCGAAAGCUGUUUGACAACAACCAAAUCCAACGACACCGAGAUAAUUCACACAAACCUAUUGGUUUACGCCUACCAUGACCCGAAGUUCCACUUCAUCAUACGUAACAUCAACUGGACGCUUGAUGUCAACUGUCACAUUCAAAGGAACCAAUCGGUUGACAGUCACGUGACCUACAACAACCCAACAGGCGGAAAUCAAGGCUCAUUGAAUUCGACCACGUCAUACGUAAUUCAGACACAGUUUUUCAUCGAUCCUAAUUUUCAAAAGGAAAUUUCUGGAAAUCCAUUGGACGUUAAAACUGGUGCUCAUGUCUUCGUGAAGACGUUUGUGCAGAAAGUCGAUUGGACAGUGAAAAUGAGACUGCAUUCGUGUUAUACAGUGCCGACCUUGAACAGCUAUGAUGCCCGUUACUACCUAAUUAAUAACGGUUGUGAAAUGGAUGCCAACACUCACUUUCUGUCACAAACGGACCACGAGACCAGGUUCGUUUUCCAAGCCUUUCAGAUGACCGGACCAGACCCCCGGCUGUACAUCAAAUGUGACGCCACGCUUUGUGACACGUCGGACGUGACGUCGUCUCAGCAGUGCGAUCAGAGGGCACAUUGCACGCAAAAGUAAUCAGCGAAAAUAACGCCUAAUGCAAAAAAAUAAAACAAAAAAUUGUA